Molecule: messenger RNA, 3596 nt
Organism: Dimorphilus gyrociliatus
Lineage: Eukaryota; Metazoa; Annelida; Polychaeta; Dinophilidae
Source: the annotation of a GenBank genome assembly
CUAUUUUGUAUUUUUAAUUAAAUAAAUAUUCUUUUCCCUGCUCCCAAAUUCAUUUGAUCAAAUUGUACGAAAAGAAUAAUCAAUGGUAGAUGCUAUUACUAUGGGUUUUAAAUUGAAAUUCUCAAAGAUGUGUAUAUAUCUCUCUCUAUCUCUCUCUUUAUUUUACUUUUUCUCAACUUAAAAAAACACAAUAAAGAAUACAUUUUAAUUAAUUAAUCAGCUUUAUUUAUACGUAAUUACUAAUGGAGCUAUACCUAAUAAAACACGAUCACAUAUAUAUUCAAUACAUCCUAUUCUCACCAUACAUUCAAAGCCCUUAAUAAUUCCUAAUUAGUGUAUUAGACGAAUGCAAAUGAUUACAUUAGAAUUUCUAUAUAAAAUUUAUUGUAAGAGGUAUAAACUUACGUUGUAAAAAUAAGUUUUAGCCACAUAGCUUUAAUUUGUAUAUUUAUAAAAGUAAAGAAAAACAAACACAAACUAAAAUUACCCGUAGUAUAUAAUUGGAGCGAUAAUUGGGUUUUGAUAAGAAUUGUUACUUUUAAUAAUGGAAAUUGCGGAAAAAAUCAUUGAAAAAAGAAUUGGCCUACAAAUAUUGUUUCCUUAUUCUACAAAGAAUUCAGAACAUACAAUUUUUUUUUUGGAAUUAUUAUAAAAUGCAUCGACUAUCAUUAGAAAUCUGAUAAAAGUAUCCUGGAUCACUUGAGAAUGCCAAAAAUGACCAUUCGAAAUAAAAAAGGAAAGGGAAUAAUCCCGUUAGGGGUAGGAUUGCAGCGUUUGUCAACCCAACUUCCGGAAAGGAAAACCCUUCAUUAAAAAUAACACAGAAGAUGUAGAGGAUUUGGUGCAUGCGCUCUUAUGUUUUUCAAUAUUAUUUGUACAGUAUUUUCCUACGAAGUAUUCUCAGUACCGAAUGGCCUUUAAACUUUUCUUAGCUUCUCUACAUUUUGGCGAGGAAACAGAAUUAUAAAUUAUUUAGAUAAAUAAUGUCUGUUGAGAAGGAUAUGGACAACGUCAAUUUAUCUAUGAUUAAUAGAAAAGACAGUGCAAAUGCUUCUAACGACAGCAUCUAUAAUGGUUUGGAAGGAGCAUUAGUUCUUGGUAAAAAAAGUACCUCUGAAGUUAAAUAUCAUACGAGAUACGCAAUAGAAAGAAAACAACAGAAUCAUGAAUCUUUCAAGGAAUCUCUAGAGGAGUUUUUCCUUCCUUGCUGCUCGGAUGAAAACAACGAAAAUAAUACUAUUUUUAAAAAGAUUAUAAGUUUUGUAACGUCUGAACCGUUUAUAUUAACUCUACAUCUGACAGCUGUUAUACUGGGUGUGCUAAAAAUACUAUUGGAGGUUAGAGAGAAAAACGGCGAAGAAAUUGAAGAGGCCCAUUCAGCAUUAGAAUGUAUUGGAGUUUGCAUUGUUCUUGGAUUAAGAACUUGGAUAAUAAACAAUAAUUUUCAUGAAAUUAAAACUCUUCGAAUUAACAUUGAAAAAGCUGAUGAAAAAGAUACAAUCAGAGGGCAAAAGUUAAAAGUCUUUGUUAGAAUAUAUUCCGCAAUAAUGAUAUUUUUUUGUUUAACAUCAAUCGGAUGUACAAUAGCUUUCAAGCUUCUUGCACAUUUAGGUUGGACUAUUCUAUCUAACAAUUGCCUAUUAGCUAUGGGAACUGGACUAUUUGGAAUAGCUUUAAGUUUUACUGGCAGAAAACUAUCGAAGAUAAAAGGAGACCAUCAAAAACUUCUAAUAUGUGAAAUGUCAUUAUUAUUGUCGGAAGUACUUUUGGCUAAAGACAAAACGGAAAAAGAUGCUAUGAAUAAAAAAGUAGAGAAAUUCCUAAAAGCCUUAAAAGAUACACCAGAAUUUGAAAAGCCUCAAUAUCUAAAUUGCGAUAGGAAGAUAACUGAAAAAGAAAUUUCGAUGCUACAAAUAGUUUCAUAUCUCUAGGAAAAGUGCAUUUGUUAUCUCCUGCAUUAUUGUUGUUAAACAUAAAGUCAUUGUUCAAUUCAAUUAUCUUAAAAGUAUUAGUAGAGUAACUAGUUAAAACUGUCUUUUCUGUGAGAUAGUAUUAUCCUCGUUAUCUAAAGACCUUCCGCCAAGCUCUCCUCAGAUGAUAACUGCUUCACAGGUACUUUUUGAGCAAAAUUCGCUUCAUCCUUCGAAUAUCUUAAAAUUUCGGGAGAAAAGCAAAUCAAUUAAUAAAACAAUGGAUGUAAGAAUAUUCUAAAAUAAAAGAAAUAAAUAAUAAUACCGUCUUUGUUACUAUCAAGAUUCAAUAUUAUAGUUCUCUAAAAUAAGGCCUAUUUUACACAUGUUAUUUUCUCAAUCUUCUUUAAAUUACAAUCAUAACAGUUUAUUCACCCUAAAGAUAUUCGCCAGAUGUGACAGUUUAAGCUAUAAAAGAGUAAAUUAGGGAUAGGCCCCAACUAUACUGUAGUUUAAAAUAAGUCAUCUAUAAAUCAGAUAUUAACUUUUAUUCAGUGACAGCACCGAUGAUGAACCGUAUUAAAGCUUUAUUCUCUCUCUCUCUCUCGCUCUCUCCUGCUGAGAGUGUAGGUUGAAUAAUUUGUUUAUAGAAGAAACUAGACACGCUAACUAGAGUCAGAUUAUUCAAGUCAAGCUAAGAAUAUCCAACACUAAUCAGAAUUAUUCUCUCUAAAAGAUGAUUGACAGUAAAAAUUCAAAGGAAAUGUUAUUAUUGGACAUCUGCUAUUAAUAGAUAAGUAUUAAUAGUAACAUAUCUAUCGAUGAUAUAAAAUUUUUAAAUUGUUAUAAUAACAAUUGAUGGAAGUUAAAGAAAGAUCUGAACUCUUUAACCCUGUACAAUUUGAAGGUUUAUGCUGAUUAUUGUAAAAUGUUUACACACGCUGAUUACUAAGUAACAAAAUACAAUUUAUAACUUUCUUAAAGAAUCUAAAAAAUGUCUAUGGGAAACAGCCAGUCAAUAAAUUACUCUAAUAAUAUUGAUGAAUGCUCUUCUAACAAAAGUGAAACUGUACCACAUUCUUGAUUGCUGAAAUAUAUAAUCAGUCAUUAAUGAGAUUCCUAUAUCCUGAGGGAUAGUAUUUUAAUCCUGAGAUAAACUGUGCAAUGCUAAAAUGUCCGUUAUUCUAUUUAAUGGCAGGCUGUUAGGGAGAAUGAACGAAAAGUAAACCUCUGAAAAUACUCUUUAUAGAGGUUAAAGAUUUCGCCAAAGAGAAGAUGAUAAGUUAGUCAAUUGCAAUUCAACAAUAAGUCCUUCAUGAUAUCCAAAAUACGAAAGUGCGGAAUAGAAAAUCGAAUUUUAGCCAGCAUGCAUAAAUCGUUGGAAAUUAGUAUAAACAUAAAAAAAUCUGGAAUGUAUUUAUUUUCAACGGCUCACAUAUUAGAUAGUUAUUUAGGUCACGUAUUGUCUUUUAAAAAUGUAAGAAAUAUAUUUACGUUAUCUACCUUUAGGCCAAUAAAUGAUAAUGGAACAUAUACAAUUAAAAGAAUUGGCUUAUUCACAAUAACUAAUGGAAAAUACAAGAUAUCUUCUUAUUUCUAUUAUCUGGAUAUUAGUUAUUUAUUUCGGUUCUACUCUCAAUUAGCAAUAAUAUUAGUAAUGAAAUGUUAUAGUUGACAAAAAUUCCA